AUGAAUAGGUGCCCCUCUCUCCAAAUAAUCUCUCUUAUUGUUUCUCCUUUCCCCAAAUCCACCUCAUUCAAUUUGUACGAGUUUAGAUUUCCGAUUGUGUUCCCCUUCUCUUUCCCCUCCAUCCCAACUCGACCAUCCCUUAUCAAUUGUAGAUGA
Molecule: messenger RNA, 156 nt
Organism: Caenorhabditis briggsae
Lineage: Eukaryota; Metazoa; Nematoda; Chromadorea; Rhabditida; Rhabditidae
Exons: 1
Coding region: 1-156 (51 amino acids)
Source: RefSeq, a predicted model, not a curated record